Somion occarium is the source of this 953-nucleotide messenger RNA. NCBI's taxonomy places the organism in Eukaryota, Fungi, Basidiomycota, Agaricomycetes, Polyporales, Cerrenaceae. The record is from the annotation of a GenBank genome assembly.
AGUAUUCAGUGACUGGAGAACAAGAUAUCGAGAUUUUCGCUUCCCACUAUGUCUACUUUAUCGAGUCCUCGCACCGAUGCCGUUCUUCCUAUGACAAAUGACUACAUGCAGCAGAUCGUGCGGGGAGAAAAGAACUACGAGUUUCGCCGGUACCGCAUCGCGUCGACGGUCUGCCGAGUGUGGUUCUAUCUGAACGCCCCCCUCUCCCAUAUCGCCUACGUGUGUGAGAUCGACUCUGCGAGGACAAGAAAUAAAGGAGACGAUAAGCUUAUUGAAAAUGGAUUAGGCAAUGCCGAAUUUAAUAAUAGACAUCCUGACUGGAAGGGAUACGACUAUGCCUAUCGCAUAAGGAGCGUGUAUAAGCUUAGGAAACCGAUAACCCUUCGACAUAUGAAGUCGAUUUACGGCAUUAAGGGUGCCCCACGAGGACUCAUCUAUGUUCCUCCAAAACUGCUUCAGGACGUUUCCUGGAACGCUCAAAUCAAAAUCUUGCCAAAGAUUGAUGUAGAGUCUAAGCCAUCUCCAAAUGAGAAAGAAAACGCUCCCUCAGAUGGGCCAACGGCCACACUGGUUGUUGCCGUUACAGGUGGAUCGAGGAAGAGAACCCGCCCUGCGAUGGAUGACGCGCCACCUUCUGACAAUUUCGUCACGAAAAAACAGCGCCGAUGAUACCCUUCCCUCCUGUUUUUUUUCCCGCCCUGCAGGCUUGCCAUCUCAUGUUUAAGUCCUUGUAACCAGCAUUGGGGCCCACUUAUAUUACUCAACGCCUCACUACUAAGUGUGGCAUUCCAUGAUACCCUUGUUGUUUAUCCCUAGAAUCGCUCAACUAUUGCGUUUCACCAAGUAAUGUAUUUUCUAUAGCUAAAAGUCCGACCAUCAUUGUCGAUGUAUCUGUUUAACCGUUACGUUCCGUAACAUUAAGCAUUGCAAGCUACGAUUUCCACUGGGAAAUG